AAUUCCAUAAACACCCUUUGAAGAUUCACAGUGUCUGAACUUCUCUCAAAGUUACCAUGAGAGAGAGUAGUGAGUAGCGAAGAACAAGGCAGAGAGAGCCAUAGAUUCACAGAGAGAACCAGCGAAAUGCAAGAUCCAUCAAAUUCAAACCCUAACUCCCAAAAUGCUGCGAAGCCACCACCAGCUACGACUACGUCGUUCGCCAACCCCUCCAACAACUCAUUCAGGCCCUCCCACCACCGGCGAGCCCACUCCGAGGUCAACUUCCGGCUACCGGACGAUCUAGAUCUCGUCUCCGACCCAUUCGAUGCACCGUCGGGGAGUUUCGAUGAGAUCGGAUCGGAGGACGAUCUCUUCUGCACUUACAUGGACAUUGAGAAGCUUGGAUCCAACUUAAACGACGGCCAUAUGGAUGGACGGAUCGACAAUGCCGGCGGCGGAAGUGGCGGUGGUGGAGCGGUGACCGGCGAAGAUGAAAAGCCCGCGAGGCCUCGGCACCGGCAUAGCAAUUCAGUUGAUGGAUCGAUGCUUAUUGGUGAAUCUAUAGAGGCCAAGAAAGCAAUGGCUCCUGAUAAGCUUGCUGAAUUGUGGACGAUUGAUCCCAAGAGAGCCAAGAGGAUUCUGGCUAACCGGCAGUCUGCUGCUCGUUCAAAAGAGAGAAAGGCACGUUACAUCACAGAACUUGAGAGAAAAGUUCAGACCCUGCAAACAGAAGCAACCACCCUCUCUGCACAACUCACAUUGUUCCAGAGAGAUACAACAGGUCUGAGUAACGAAAAUGCUGAGCUAAAGCUUCGAUUACAAGCUAUGGAACAACAAGCUCAGUUACGCGAUGCUUUGAAUGAAGCACUGAAGCAUGAAGUAGAAAGGCUCAAAAUCGCCACCGGUGAAAUGACAACCGCCUCAGAUGCAUACAAUUUGGGAAUGCACCAUUUUCCAUAUAAUCAGUCGUCCUUCUUUUCACAACAGCCACAACUACGGCCUAGUGACCCCCAGAAGAUACAAACACCACAGUUUCAUCCCCUCCACUCUAACAUAUCAACCCAUCAGCGUCCUCAAUUCGCUGCAACCCACUCACAGGGCUUCUCAGAGAUGUUGCAGCAGGAUCCCCUAGGUCAAUUGCAAGGGCUUGAUAUCAAUGGCAGAGGCUCUCACUUUGUUAAGUCCGAAGGUCCCUCAAUUUCUGCCAGUGAAAGUAGCAGUACAUUUUGAUUCAAACUCUGCCGAUCUUCACAUGGCCUCACCCUGUUUGUUAAAUUGUUUAUAGACUAACACCUCGUUUAGCAUCCGUAACUAGUAAUUUUUAAGUUUAUUUUUCAAAUUUAAUUCUUUUGUUUAAAUUUGGUAUUAGGAGUUUUUAGGUGCUUACUGGCUUGGGUAAGUCUUGUGUUGAUCUAUUUGAUUCUUGUGUUGUGUAUCAUUUCCUGUUAUGUGAUUGUUUGUGGGGAUUAAACUAUAUAUUCUUAAUUUAUUGUUGGGGAGGCAGGGUUGGUUCUUCUGGUUUACUUUUACUAUCAGUGAUGACUGAAACCUGUUUUUGUAUCUUCACCAUUUGUUUAAUGUUAAUCUCUCUUUCUCAA
Cornus florida is the source of this 1580-nucleotide messenger RNA. RefSeq names its product transcription factor RF2b. The record is from RefSeq and is a predicted model, not a curated record. The coding region runs from base 127 to 1212 and encodes 361 amino acids. Gene Ontology annotation, biological process: regulation of DNA-templated transcription. The transcript has 4 exons. Lineage: Eukaryota; Viridiplantae; Streptophyta; Magnoliopsida; Cornales; Cornaceae. Gene Ontology annotation, molecular function: DNA-binding transcription factor activity. Gene Ontology annotation, cellular component: nucleus.